UAGACAGGAUAUAAGUCAUUAAAGAGUUUAGAGAGAGGAAGUCAUAGAAUACAUUGAGAUGGAACACACCUGUCUUCUACUCUUGCUGUUCAGUACACUGGUAUACUCCGGCCUCUGUCAUAAUGGAGUAUCUCUGAGUGUCCGUCCCAACAGAUCUCAGUUCUUUGAAUAUGAGUCUUUAAUUGUGAGCUGUGAGGUUCAAGGGAGCUCUGCUGGAUGGACACUGAAGAGAUACACAUCGACUGGGAAGCUUUCAGCUUGUGGAACCGACUGGGGAAAACAACAAGGUUUUUCAUGCAUCGUGUCACUAAUACUAUCAGACAGUGGGGUGUACUGGUGUGAGUCUGGGUCUGGAGAACACAGCACUACUGUCAACAUCACAGUACACGCUGGGGCUGUGAUCCUGGAAAGCCCUGCCCUUCCUGUGACUGAGGGACAUUCUGUGACUCUGCGCUGCCGAUACAGAAAGGACAAGGAAAUUAAUGUAACACACUCAAACCUCACAGCCGAUUUCUACAAAGAUGGAUCCCUCAUCAGGACUGAGACUACAGGAGAGAUGACUAUCCCUGCAGUAUCCAAGUCAGAUGAAGGACUCUACAAGUGUUCCAACUCUGAAGGAGAAUCACUGGAGAGGCUGAUGACUCUGACAGUUCUCUCUCCUCCAGACUCUCUGAGUGUCCGUCCCAACAGAUCUCAGUUCUUUGAAUAUGAGUCUUUAAUUGUGAGCUGUGAGGUUCAAGGGAGCUCUGCUGGAUGGACACUGAAGAGAUACACAUCGACUGGGAAGCUUUCAGCUUGUGGAACCGACUGGGGAAAACAACAAGGUUUUUCAUGCAUCGUGUCACUAAUACUAUCAGACAGUGGGGUGUACUGGUGUGAGUCUGGGUCUGGAGAACACAGCACUACUGUCAACAUCACAGUACACGCUGGAGCUGUGAUCCUGGAGAGCCCUGCCCUUCCUGUGACUGUGGGAGAUUCUGUGACUCUGCGCUGCAGAUAUCAGGGAACUCCCUCUGACCUCACAGCCGAUUUCUACAAAGAUGGAUCCCUCGUCAGGACCGAGACUACGGGAGAGAUGACCAUCCCUGCAGUAUCCAGGUCAGACGAAGGACUCUACAAGUGUUCCAACUCCGAAGGAGAUUCACCGGAGAGACGGAUGACUCUGACAGACCCCACUACAGUGCCAGUGUUGUCCAUGUCUCUGCCCAGGCUGCUGAGUAGUCUACUGGUGGUUUGUCCCUACCUGCUGGUGACCGUCAUACUGCUGGUGAAAUGCAACAGACGUAGGGCUCAAGGUGAGCGUUUUGAAGAACAGUGAGGCUGAGAAACACCUGAUCACCAUGACAACAGAAUGGAACACACAACAUUCUAAUUCUGGACCUGUUGUUUACACCCAAAACAUUUCUUCUUCUCCUGGCCCAUAAUAGUGGCAUUUAAAAAUAUAUAUAUAUAUGAUUUUUCUUAUUUUAAGGUGUUUCAAUAUAUGUUGUGUUGUAUAAUUCAUUCAGCAGCAGUCCUUUUAAAUGGGUAAUCUGCAGAUCAAAAAUACAAAACACCCAGCCACUGUUUUGGUAAACAGCUGUGUAACCUAUACAACGACGUGUGUUUUUGUUCCUGACAUUGAUAUGACUACGACUAUCUGAGAAUAUAACUGAUUGAUUUGAAUUUACAAGUAAUAUAUUGCCUCGUGUUUUUUUAUUUUUCAAUUUAACAUCUAGAUACUAUCUGACAUUUUGUAACAUAAAUGAAUUUCCUCAUUCCUGUAUGAAUAAACAUCAAAACCAC
Molecule: messenger RNA, 1785 nt
Organism: Oncorhynchus kisutch (coho salmon)
Lineage: Eukaryota; Metazoa; Chordata; Actinopteri; Salmoniformes; Salmonidae
Product: Fc receptor-like protein 5
Exons: 8
Coding region: 59-1318 (419 amino acids)
Biological process (GO): immune response; cell surface receptor signaling pathway
Cellular component (GO): external side of plasma membrane
Molecular function (GO): transmembrane signaling receptor activity
Source: RefSeq, a predicted model, not a curated record